CCUGCUCAGUUGAGGUCGGAACCUAUCAGCUAGGGGACUAUCUCGACAAGACACCGUGUUGUCACUUUGUCGGCCACAUGCGCACACAUGCGAGCACCAAGAUGGCGGCGGAUCCGGAACAACUGGAGGAGAUGUGAGCAGUUAGAAGUAUAAUGAAUUAUGGGGAGCACGGGUGUCCGCAUACAUUUGAUGAUGGUUAUGAGAAGUUUCUAGAGCAGAAAGAAAAACUUGCUUCCCUUGAAAAUUCUGGUGACGCGAGCGAAGAGGAAGUAGAAGAUGAAGAAGAUGAAGAUGAUGAUGGAUGGUACUGGGAAGAUGAGAGAACAAAUCUUGUUAAGCACUUAUGUGGAAGAGGAUCUAACCCUCAGGCCAACAGGCAAGAUAUGCAACACGGUUCAUCUAAAGUAUAUACAGUGACGGAUAAGGUUUUACAGAAGUAUGAAAAUAAAAUUAAUCUAGGUAGACUUAAUCUGUCUGAUUCGGUUAUGAAUAAAGUCACAGAAAAAUCCAGACAAAAGGAAUCAGACAUGUAUCGAGUUAAAGAUAAAUCUGAUAGAGCUACAGUUGAACAGGUGCUAGACCCGAGGACACGGAUGAUUCUCUUUAAGAUGCUUACAAGAGGGGUAAUAUCUGAAAUAAAUGGCUGCAUCAGCACGGGUAAAGAAGCUAAUGUCUACCAUGCAAGUACUACAGAUGGACAAAACAGAGCCAUAAAGAUUUAUAAAACCUCCAUCUUAAUGUUUAAAGACCGUGAUAAAUAUGUGAGUGGGGAAUUCAGAUUUCGACACGGCUAUUGCAAAGGGAACCCGCGAAAAAUGGUGAAGACCUGGGCAGAGAAAGAAAUGAGAAAUUUAAUAAGGCUAAACACUGCAGGAAUUCCUUGUCCGGAGCCCAUUUUGCUAAAGAGUCAUGUCCUCUUGAUGGAGUUUAUUGGGAAAAAUGACAUGCCAGCUCCCUUGCUGAAGAAUGCCCAGUUAUCGGAUACCAAAGCCCGAGAGAUUUACUUAGACAUCAUUCAGUAUAUGCGAAGGAUGUACCAGGAUGCCAGGCUUGUUCAUGCAGAUCUCAGUGAAUUUAACAUUCUCUAUCAUAAUGGCCAAGUUUAUAUAAUUGAUGUAUCUCAGUCAGUGGAGCAUGAUCACCCACAUGCUUUGGAAUUUCUUCGCAAGGACUGUGUCAAUAUAAAUGAUUUCUUUGUGAAGUACGAUGUUGCAGUAAUGACAGUACGAGAACUGUUUGAGUUCAUCACAGAUUCAUCCAUUACUCAGGAUAACCUGGAUGCCUAUUUAGAUAAGGCUAUGAAGAUAUCAGUUGAAAGAACAGAAGAAGAAAGAUCAAGUCAAGAUAAGGUUGAUGAAGAGGUGUUUAAGAGAGCAUAUAUUCCCCGAACUCUGAAUGAGGUGAAACACUUUGAAAGGGAUGUUGAAGUAAUGCAGAAGGACCUUUCAUUGAACACCCAACAUGAUAAUAUUCUCUAUCAGACCGUCACUGGCCUAAAGAAGGACUUGUCGGGUGCUGAAAUGAUACCAGCUCUGCUGCAGAGCAUUGAUCACGGGCAACAGGACGACUCUGAUUCAGAUGGACAGAGUGGAGAUGAGUCGGUUUCAGACUCUGAAGAAGUUCACCGGAAAGAUCAGACGCCUAACAUAGAAAUGGAUAAAAAAGAAAAUAAGAAACUGGUGAAAGAAGCACAGAGAGAAAAGAGAAAAAACAAGAUCCCAAAACACGUGAAGAAAAGAAAAGAGAAGACGGCAAAGACGAAGAAAGGCAAAUAAUGUACAGCAAAGUCUAAAGAGUACUUGCUGUGUAAUUUUCCAUCUUACAGAUGAGCUGGCAACAUUUUGCAGUGUGCAUGGACACACAAUUUAUACGAUUCCCAUAGACAUCAGACUUGUACUCUACCUUCAGUUAUGAUGGAUUUCAAUCACUACUUUGAUGUCGUUGAGGCCAAACAGUGUUUGAUUUCUUCAUGUCUCACCUGCUUCAGGAAAAAGCAGACUAAACUGGACAAUUUUAAUUGAUCUUGCUUUGGGACUUGUUUGGAUCAUUUUCUAUCAGUUAGAUCUUACUCAUGCCCAAGGUCUUUGCACUGCACUAUAGACAUAAAUAUUGAAAGAAAUUGCAAAAGGUCAAACUAUAGUAACAAUUCCCAAGGUAACAUAAUUACCAGUGUGUAAACUUUAAUUGGAGAAACAGUUGUGUCAUGUUUAACGUAAUAUACAUAUGACCAAAUCUUAAUGGAGAUAUUUUAAAGAUUUUGAGGAUCAUUGAAAAUUAUGGUUAUAUCUUAAGGAAAAUAUUAUGUGUAAUGACUUGAAACAAUCCAUUUGAAUAGAUAUGUAGUGCAAAUAAAAUGAGCUAAUAUAUAAA
Molecule: messenger RNA, 2370 nt
Organism: Rana temporaria (common frog)
Lineage: Eukaryota; Metazoa; Chordata; Amphibia; Anura; Ranidae
Gene: RIOK1
Product: RIO kinase 1
Exons: 17
Coding region: 153-1775 (540 amino acids)
Biological process (GO): maturation of SSU-rRNA
Cellular component (GO): preribosome, small subunit precursor; cytosol
Molecular function (GO): protein serine/threonine kinase activity; ATP binding
Source: RefSeq, a predicted model, not a curated record